AUGUCGUUGUGUUCGUGUUCCAAGGAAAAUUCGCGACGGAUCAAUGGGGUCACACGCCGGCUGUGUUUGUACGGAGUGCUCCCGCGAGAACAUACUACCACGUCGGGCAAAUGCAAGUUCGGAGACUCCUGCACGUUUUCGCACGACCAGCGGGACGGGAGGCUGCCGGUGUGCAGCUUCUUCGAGAAGAACGGCAGCUGCCGUUACGGCGGCGAUUGCAAGUUCCUUCACGGCAACGGCGGCAACAACGGCGAGGAGCGGCCUGCUUCGACAACGACAACUACCAUCCUUCGGGCGGCCGCGGCCGGCGGCAGCGGCAGCGGCGGAGCAGGAGCAGGAGCAGCAUCAGCGCAGCAACAACAGGAAGCGACAGCCCGCGCGGGUGCUAAAAUCCCCACGCCGGUAGCUGGUGGAGCUCGCAGCGGUGAUGCUGCUGCUGCUGCUGCGGCGGCGGCGGCGGUGGUGGCCGGCGAGGAGUCGCUGGCGGAUUCGACUGAGGACAGGUGCGGGAUAUGCUUGGAGAACAUCCCCGCCAAGGGGAAGCGCUUCGGCCUGCUCAACUGCGACCACGUGUACUGCCUCGAAUGCCUCCGUACGUGGCGCAAGAGCAAAGGUCCCCAGAAGGAUAUCAGCCGCACGUGCCCCGAGUGCCGCAAGGUGUCGUUCUUCCUCGUGCCGUCAAAGGAACACCUCAAGGGGAAGGCCAAGCUGAAGGCCAUCCAGGCCUACAAGAAGGGGCUGUCCAAGCUCCCGUGCAAGUACCACAAGCCAGGCAAGGCCUCCGGCGGCGGAACUACCACCGUAUGCCCGUUCGGCUCGCGCUGCUUCUACGCCCACCUCGACGAGAACGGCAACGACGUAAAGGACCGCGCGACGCCCGCCCCACCCGCGCCUUUGCGCCGCACUUGCCCGUACCUAAGGGCCGGAGGAGGCGGCGGCGGCGGCGGCGGCGGCGGCGGCGGCGGGGCCAGUCGGGGUGGUGGGGCAAACAGGGGCGGCGGUAGGAGUGGCGGCCGUGGCGGAACGGGAGCUGGGGAUCGCGCUGGGCAUGGUCACGGAGCCAGUGGCCGUGUGUUCAGCGAUGUCCAUGUGCUGUACCCCUUCGGCAGAGAUGGCACCACGGCGCGCUUCGCCCCAGACAUCAUGAUGGGCUCACACGGCAGCAGACAGCACAUGUCGGUCAUCAUGCGCCUUCAGCAGCUUAUGCUUGACGCUGCCGCCGCCGAAGACCUCUAAGCUUUUCUCGGGAAGAAGUGAAGACCUUACACGUACGUGAUAUUCCAGGCUUCGGGUUCCUUCUCAUGUUACUUUUUGGGAUAUAGGGUUAGUAUUGUGCUUGUUGAAGACGUUCGGAGCAUCCCACCAAGUUUGCACGGCCUUCCCGAGGAGAGGUGAUGGUAAGGGGGAGAGCAGGAGGGGGGCAAAUGGCCCCUCACCCGUGCGCACGGGAACAGAAGUAGGAAAAAGAGGGGGCGACGGUGACUGUAACGAGGGGGGGGGGUGUCCGUGUUACAUUUUUUUUGUUUUUCCGUGGUUACCUUGGCCGUGUUUCCUUUUGGGUUAAGCCGUCAGAGAUCGUAGUUAUCCCCGCCGAUAUCCGCAUCAUACACGUAUGAUAGCAAAACAACGAAGGGUACCCGCUCGUGUGUUUUUGGAGAAUAUUUUACUGCGGUGCCUUUUCUUACGCCUUGUGUUCGGUCGAGCGUAAGGGCACGUCGCGAAGUACCUGCCGUGGCUUCUUUGUACAUGUCAAUUGUCUCGUUUUUUUAAAAGACCCUUCUCAUGUGUUUGUACUGACUGCUGUUUGCUCGUGCUGUAAGGGCGGCUUGCACACAGCAGUGACGUCGCGUUUUACUUGCCUUUCCUUUCGCUUUUUACUUUUGUUGAAGAUUGUUUUUGAUUGAGCUGGUGGGAAUAAUAGAGAGUUGCUUUUUGUGUGAAGGGGGCAGGGUGAGGAAAUAAUACAUACAGUCUAUAACCGGGACGCCUCUUAGAUCGAGGCCGAGCUACGCUACGCGGUUCAUCGAGUUCGGUUUCUGUCGCUGUUGCGGUGUGGGGGUUCGAGAGCCCCCUCGUUGCAGGCAGUGCCAGCAUCGUCCCAGCGCGGAGUGCACCACACCGCCCGUCGGAACGGGCGGCGGUUGUUGUCGCCCCCAGACAACGGUCAGAGGGGGCGUUCUGUAGGGUGUUCUUUAUGUUUUUUGGAGAGAGCAGCUAGGAUGGGUCCGAGCCGUUGGGCAAGGGGUGGAGAGAGAGUGGCGGGCGUUGAGUUUUUUUUUUUUUUGUGCCGUUUGAUAGAUCAGGCAGGGUGGGUCUCAGCCGUUGCGCAGGGGGGCGGAGGGAGAAGGGCUGGCGCUGUGAAGUGAAUCUUUUUUUUUUUGUGUCGUUUGAGAGAGCAGGUAGGAUGAGUCUGAGCUGUUGGUUGAUUCGUGUGCCACCGCAGCGUCGUCGGUUCGCUCGUUCCAUAUCAGCGUACGGUACUUACCGCAAACCUUGGCGAGCUGAAUUCCAGCAGAAUGAGCAGGCGCGUUGAGUUGCAGCUUCGUCUUGGGAACUAUUGGUAGCAGUAUUCCAACGGGAGCGCGUUUCAUUGUUGUAUACACAAGGGUGGGAAGGGGCACGAAAGCCGCGAUCGCGCUGCUGCGAUGUAUUUUCUAAACCGCUUACGCAAAUAUCUGCGUCACGUGUAGGGUGCAGACGGCGUUCCGUUGGGGUUGAAAGUGUUUUUCUCGCUCUUGACGUGGGGUCGGUCCACUACUGCUAGUAGUAGGCUGUAUGUGUCCAUGCACUGGGUGGGCUGGAGUUAUUGUGUGUUCGGCGCGCGCGCGCGGGGGGGGGGAUUACGAGGUGUAUGUAUGUCGGGGGGGAUUGGCGGCGGGCGAGUAAGACUUGGCACGGUUACCGUUUCGGUCCACCCCGUCUGCGAGGGUAACCCGAGUCGGUGUUGAAAGCGCGUGGAGAGCUCACGGCCGAAGUGGCUUUAGGUGAUAGCGGCGGGUGUAUGUGUGCGGGGAGGCGUGGGGGAGCGGAGCAGGGAGGGGGCAUCAGCAGUAUAAAUAUGGGGUGUAGUUUCAUGGUAUGUAUACGUCGUAAAAUUCCGGAACAGAUAUGUCAUCAAUGAUAUAGAACAAAAGGUUUCAGCACGCUACAGAGCGAGCGCGGAAGCCGUCGUGAGUCUUUUUAGGGGUAUUUCAGUUUGCGUGGCCGUACGCCAAAGCAGAAACGGUCGGUUUUUAGUCUAGGGGGCCGGGGGGGGAGGAUUCGUUGUCGCGGGACAAAGAAUACAAACACGCUUUCUGGUCUGCUGGGUCCCUCACAGGGGGGUCGUGGAGUGUGUGUGGUAGGGUGGCCCAUCUGUUGACAGGAUGGGAAACCUUUGGAAGGCCAAAGGUGGCAGAGGUCACGGUGGCUAGUCACGGCACGCGCUUUCCUCUUUAUGGUUUUAGUUUUAAUGUCCCUGUUUGUUUUUUCGUCUCUGUCUCGUCGUGUGUUUUCUCUCAGAAUUUCCCCUCCUUACGUUUUACGAGACGCUAUUCGUCUAUUCUUUUGUUACAAUGUAGACGUACUCUUCUCCCCCUUCUUCAAUUUAUUUCCCGGGGUUUCUGUUUUUAUCCGGGAGGGCUCCGAGGCAAACCAGGGUUGCCAGUUUCGCUGUUUUUUCGUUCUUUUGAGUGCCAGAGAGCUUGUGGGCGCGUGGGUUUAUCGAGCCAAGCAGAUGGGCGAUCCUGAGGAGGAGGGUCGUAGACCCUUUGCUAUUAUAAGUAGUGAUUCUAGUGAUCUUGAUGAUUGUUUCUAGUCAUGUUGAUGAUUGUUUGUCUCGACCUUGAGGUCAUGUAGCGGGUGGGAAUCCUUGGCCAUCAACUAUCAGCCGCGGCAGUAGUAGCAGUGUCACCGGCACGCUACGGUACCACUUCUUUUCGGGCAGGGCGUACAUGUGUGUGUGUGUGCUUGCGCUACUGCGACGUUUGAUACGUACGGGCAAACACCCACCCACUUUGAUGUUUUUUGUGCGUACAACACCGGCAAGACUUGGAGCAGGUGUUCUUUUGCUCAGGCGUUGGGAAUUUUCAUGCACGUGUUCUUUUUUUGGAGGUCAGGGUUAACCCGCCGUGAACAUGAUCGUGUCCCGCCCACACGGCGCCGGUAGAUUUUAGGUUAUCAAGGGGUUGAUUGAAGCUUUUGGGAAUCGAAUGUAGAGAUAUGGC
Ectocarpus siliculosus is the source of this 4205-nucleotide messenger RNA. The record is from the annotation of a GenBank genome assembly. NCBI's taxonomy places the organism in Eukaryota, Phaeophyceae, Ectocarpales, Ectocarpaceae.